GCUCAUAAAACCUGUCAUUACUCAUUGGCCGUUCAGACCAGCUGAAAACUUUUACAAGUUUUUUUUAAGUAUUUCAAGUUGUCAAAAGAAAACGUCCAAGCAGGAUUAUAAAUAGUUCGAUUCCUGAAGCGAUGUGACAAGCAAAACGACGAGUUGUGGACCAAGCAGAUUCUGGACGAUUCACUGUACAAGAGUUAAAGACAACCAUGGCAAAAUAUGUCAACAAAAAAUGGGAAGCAUUUGAGACCUCUCAUGAAAGAGAUUUUAUUCAUAGACCCAUCUUACCUCUAUCAAUAAGGCCAAAAACAUCUGUCAGGGUCAUUAGAAAUUCAUACAUACUGGACAAUCCAGUGGGUGCAACUGUAUACAGUGAAGACUUCUGCUCGAGGCCUGUGCCAAAGACGGCUUGCAUAAGAUCUGCAACAGCAUCAGGAAACAGAAGAAAUAACCCGCACCCAAGCAAGGCGUUCAUGAUAUGGGGGCAUUCUGCAGAUCAUAUGAAACAGUUUGAUGGCAGUUCCCCUCUGCAAAUCAAUUUAACUGAGAAGGAAAUUCAAAAGGCUUUAAGUGAUCAGUGCAUGUCGACAUACAAAUCUGACUUUCUUGGAUUACCUCAAGUGAUCAUGAAGAAAAAUGCCUUUAUUGUGCCUUUUAAACACAAUCAAGCUGUCCAUUACUUCACCCAAACUGAAAUGAGACACAACUAUUGCUCACCCAUUAUUAAACCUGAGCUGUUGGGGAACACCACUCGCUAUGGAUGCAAUAAACUGCAUGGUGUAGCGGCAAGGGGAAUUGUUCCUACAGUUGAUCACAGUCACAUCGAUAAACAGGAGCGCAGCAAACUACAGAGCACAUACAAUAAACAUUUUGCAAGAAAAUAUACAGAUGUCUCCUCAGGGCUCAAGUCAGUCUCACCUGAGACUGUUCUGCAGUUUUGUAAGACACUAUCCAAUAAAGAAAAGAAGGAAGUGAAGUCACUACACAUAACCAAUCCCUCUGCUUAUGGAUGCAAACUGGAGAGGAUGUCAGCCUGGCCAGGACCUUUAUGAACAUGCCAUCGUGAACUGUGAAAACACUCAGUCUCUUUAUUGUACAUAUUCAAAUGAUGUGUUUAAUAAUACACUGAAAAAUGUUUAAUAGACAUAACCCUCUACACAGUGGUAAUAACUUCUUUUUUUAGCAAUAGAUUCUCUAUUACAAAAUAGAUUUCAAAAAUAAUGUUAAGUAUUUGUUUAUGGAGAAUAAUGAAUCUCUUGAAAAAUCUAUACUAUAUAAUAAGGCAUGCAAUAUAUUUUUAAGGAUCUUGGCACAAUAAAGGCAUUGGAUACAUACUGUGUAAUGUCUGGUAACCAUUUCAAUGCUAGUCAUUUUGCAGUAGUCGGAUGUGCACAACAAGGUGUGAAAAAGAAACACUAUUUAAAAACCACAGAUAUCUUACUGAAAUACUUUUCAGAAAAGUGAAAAAUUAAGAGCGUCAUGUUAUGGCAAACAGACAUUUCUGCAUUGGAUUGAAUGAGGCUCUUGUUACACUGCAUGCGCAGACACCCCGCUGUGUUUUGUAUAUCAGGUAACCUGAGACUCAGGUGUGCUCUGUCUCUAAGCUCUCUAAGCCAUAGAUCGUGCAGCAAAACAAGCAAGCAGCCUCUAAGGAGAACGAAAGUCACACUGAGAAGACAAGAGUCUCUCUCAGAUCUCUCCCGAUAUGCCACUAGGCAGGAAAAUUCGGGCCUCAUCUGCUGGAGCCCAACUUGAGACCCAUAACAAGCCCAGCUAUUUAGAUGCUGCAGAGAGGAGCCAGCAACUUCCGGAUUGGCUUGAGAGAGAGCUUUUGAGGGAAGAGCCCAGACGACACUCUUAUGCCCUGGGAGAUGAUGCUAAACUCAACAUGCGACAGUUUUACAGAGUGGAUCCUGCUGGCUCCCUCUAUGAGCUCCAGAUUGAACAGAUGGUGUCCAUUAAUGACCUAAAACACAUUAAACAGGCCUUUGACGAGUUUGCAAAGGCUGGCAUUGAUAUGCUGGAUUAUGCUGAAUUUCAAACUGUUAUGAGAAGCUGCCCGAGUUUGAAAACAGUUAAAGAUACUCAAAUUCAGCAUCUAUUCAUGAAGAUCGAUUACACCGGCGAUGGCAAAAUCGAGUGGCAUGAGAUCUGCACAUAUAUAUUCCUGGAGAACAAAAAGAAGGAAGAAACUGUGCAUCGCAGCAAGAUGGCAGCUUUUGUGUUGCCAGCUAUUGUGAAGUUUCUAAACUGUGGGGAGCCACUUUUGAGAAUCCACUUUCCUCCAAAUGGCACAGUUGUGACUCUCAGAGAAGAUGGGCUUGUUAGCUUCUGGACGCCUAAACUUCAUUUGAAGAGCAAGAAGAAUUUGUUUCCUGAACGAUCCAUCACUAGAAGACCAAACUGGGCUACUGAUUUUGUGCUGAUGCCAGAGUAUAACAAACUGAUUAUUGCAACUGGAUCCAGAGAACUCCAGUUUUAUGAGUUUUCCUCUUUGGAGCCUUGUUGUCAGUUGAGUGCACUGGAAACUGUGCCUUUAAAUCUGGAUUACUGCUCUACUCGUCCAGAUGAAUGUGUCAUUGUAUACGGCGAUACUGAGGGCUGUGUGAACAUCCUACUAAUGAAAUCAAUCAGGGAGAAACUGAGAUUGUGGAAAAGAUCACCGCAGGUUGACAACAUCCCAAACAUAAGCAUUGACCAUGCUGUUGAAUCUCCAGAAGUAACAUUUAUCCGAUGGAAAGUCCACCAAGACUGGGUGUCAAAGGUGAAAUAUUUUGAAAGCAUAUCUUCCAUUGUAUCCUCAUCAGCCCAUGAAGAAACUGCCCUUGUUAUAGGUUCCAUUCAUCCAUCAACGUAUAAACAAGAGCAGAUGAGAGGGACGGCAGAAGUGAGUGAUGAAAGGUCUACGAAAGUCACACAGAGAGCAACAUGCAACCAAACAAUCUUUAUCGUUCCUAAAGGGGUUACGACUUUUGACCUGUGUAAAAAUCUAAAUCUUUUGGUCACUGGAGGCAUGGACAAGGUGGUACGGAUGUGGAUUCCUUAUGUGCCUAGAAAUCCAACAGGGAUUUUGAAAGGUCACUCCGCCCCUGUUGCCUACGUCUGUGUCACGUCAGAGAAUGGACACAUUUACUCAGUGUCCACAGACAACACUGCAAAGAUAUGGCAUAUAAAGGACCAGACGUGUCUGUUUACUGCACAUCCAAAUUCAAGUCAAAUCAAGGGAGAACUGUCUGCAUGCAUCUACUCUUCAGCAGCGAAAGGGCUCUACAUUGCCUCAGAUUCAAUCGCUUUACUUUCCCUUAAGACAAAACCACAGCCUAAAGGCAUUCAGAUUGUGUCCCAUAAAGAGCCUGUGUUGUGCUGCGGAUACAGUGAGCAGUUUAGGCAGGUGGUGAGCUGCUCUGAGGGCUCGGUUAUUAAAAUCUGGGAUGUGGAAACCGGAGCUCUAAUAUUUGAAUUUGGAUGCGCUCAUGGAGACUCUGCAAUAACCUGCAUGACCUUUGACACUAGCGGAAGAAGGUUAAUGACUGGUGGGAGAGAUGGCCUCAUUAAGUUGUGGAACUUCAACAACGGCCAGUGUGUGAAGAUACUCAGCAGAGAAGGAAAAUGUCCAGAGAUUUGUGACUGCUCCUAUCUGACACUGCAUGGAAACACAUUUGUGAUUUCUGUUGGUUGGAGCCGCAGGAUUGACAUUUACUUGGACUCCAAAGAGGAAACUCAGUUCAUUCAGAGACCAACACCUUCCUGGCAGGACGACAUGAGGAAUGGACACAAAGAAGAUAUCCUGUGCAUUGCUCACUGCACACCACAUCUCCUGGCCACUGGCAGCUUCGAUGGGGAGAUCAUUGUGUGGAAUGUGGUUUCUGGACGCAUACAGUGUCGCUUCCAGACCCCGCAGUCUCAAAAGAUCAGCAGUUCUCAUGUGCAAAACACGAGUGUGCUAAGCCUCAUCUUCCUAAAGACCAGGGCGUUUGUUCCUGAACUGGCCUCUUCUGCUUGGCUUGUAUCUUCAGGGUCUCGAGGUUAUGUUAAUUUCUGGAGUGUUUUGAAUGGUGGAAAGUUCGUCGCAUCUUUUCAAGCCUCUCACCUUCAGCAGCAGAUCACAAAACUGGCUUUAACACAGGACGACAGCAUGCUUUUUACUGCCGAUCAUGUCGGUUUCAUCUAUGUGUACAAUGUCAAGCAAUACGCAAUGGGGCCUGAACAAAACCCGCCUGAAAAGAUAAACUUCUGGCGCGCACACAUCCGCAGCAUCACAGGCUUAAAGAUAGUUGACAAGGACCAGUUUCUGCUUACCUCCUCCAUGGACUGUUCAGUGCGCCUGUGGAAUAUUCAUGGGGAUUACAUAGGUACUUUUGGUCAAGAGGAGGAUUGGAGGAUUGAAACGCCGUCUUCCUGGAAGCACCCGGCUGUUCCCUACGAGAUCCUCAUUGAUCCCUUGAGCAUGCCUUCUCAUCCAGUACUGGAUGAAGAGAUCAAUCAGUCAGAUGUCUUGAGCUCUGAGAAAAGUGAAAAUGUAAACAAACAGUUGGAUAACCAGACAGACAGUGAUCCUCCAACAAUCCUCAAUGAUAGAGAUAUUGAAGAUGGAAGCAUCAGCUCCUGGUUUCGCUCUGAGCCUGGCAGGAGGCAGCGUCAUGCAAUAUUCAAACAUUUGAACAGAGCAUCAAACAGAACGGGUCUCAAGGACUACAACACUUUGAAGGACUUGGACCUUAUUGUUAUGCCACAAACAUAUAAAAGACCCGAUCUCUCCCUCCGAAAAAUCAAUCCACUCGAAUCCAAGGAUGCAGAUGAAUAGCCGCUUCAAAGUCAUUGUGUUAAAAUGAGGACAAAUACAUGAUAGUAAUAUGAA
Molecule: messenger RNA, 4855 nt
Organism: Danio rerio (zebrafish)
Lineage: Eukaryota; Metazoa; Chordata; Actinopteri; Cypriniformes; Danionidae
Source: RefSeq, a predicted model, not a curated record